AUAAUAAGAAAAACGAAGAAGAAAGAAAGAAAAUAAAACAAAACAAAACAAAAGGAGAGAGAAUAAUUUAAAUUCGCUUGGACACGGCAUCAUGGUCAAAACUUUCCAAGCGUAUCUGCCCUCCUGUCAUCGCACUUACUCGUGCAUUCACUGCCGUGCUCACCUCGCCAAUCACGACGAACUCAUCUCUAAGGUGAGCUCUCCUUAUCAGUCCUUCCAGGGCAGUCAAGGACGUGCCUAUCUCUUCAAUUCUGUGGUAAACGUGGGUUGUGGUCCUGCCGAGGAACGUGUCCUCUUAACCGGCCUUCAUGCGGUCGCUGAUAUUUAUUGCGAAUGCUGCAAGACGACUCUCGGCUGGAAAUACGAGCAUGCCUUUGAGUCGAGUCAAAAGUACAAGGAGGGUAAGUUCAUAAUUGAGCUAGCCCACAUGAUCAAGGAAAAUGGAUGGGAAUGAAACCUUCUUAGGGGAAAUUUCGAAUAAUAUUCCCCCGGAUUUUGAAUUGUUCGUCCGAACUUCGUUCCUUGACGAUGCCUAAGACGAUGAUAAUGAUAAUAAUAAUAAUAAUAAAAUGACGAUGAUGAACACGACGAUUAUGAAGAAGACGAUGACGAUGAUUAAACUGAUUAAAAUGAUGAAGAAAAAUAGGGAAAAAAAGAAGAAGAGGAAGAAGAAGACGUCUUCGUUCUAAUAUCGUAAAAGUGCGGCUAUCAUCUUCACCUAUUCCCUCACAUCCAUCCUCCUAUACUACUGUUCCUAAAAUCUCUUAUCCCAAUUUACCAUCACAACCACCCUCUAUCAUCCUCAUCCAUUUUUCCAAUUUUCCUCUCUACCUUAUCCUCCCCUCCACACUCUUUCUCUCUUUCACUCUGUCGAACCACCAACGAAAGUCUGUGAUUUCAUUUGUGAUUUCUAAUCUUAGUAACGUUUAUGUUUCGGACUAUAAUUCAACGACGAAUUAAAUAAUUACGAGGACGAAGGACGAAGACGAGAAUUUGACUAUAAAGACGUUAAUUGAUUUAUUUUACGUUUCCGAUCGAUAAAUAUGGAUCAGUUCGAAACAACUCGAGAUGAUCUACAAAUCAUCGGUCUGAUGAUCAUAUCCGUAUUAUAAUACAUACAUACAUUUAUAUA
Polistes dominula (European paper wasp) is the source of this 1132-nucleotide messenger RNA. It is a transcript of the gene Ypel, whose product is annotated as Yippee-like. NCBI's taxonomy places the organism in Eukaryota, Metazoa, Arthropoda, Insecta, Hymenoptera, Vespidae. The record is from RefSeq and is a predicted model, not a curated record.